Peromyscus californicus insignis is the source of this 4508-nucleotide messenger RNA. RefSeq names its product NEDD4-binding protein 2-like 2. Gene Ontology annotation, molecular function: transcription corepressor activity. The coding region runs from base 81 to 1820 and encodes 579 amino acids. Gene Ontology annotation, cellular component: nucleus. The record is from RefSeq and is a predicted model, not a curated record. Gene Ontology annotation, biological process: negative regulation of transcription by RNA polymerase II. The transcript has a single exon. NCBI's taxonomy places the organism in Eukaryota, Metazoa, Chordata, Mammalia, Rodentia, Cricetidae.
CGUAUGGAGCUGCUCCAGCCCCGCGUCUCUCCCGCUCGGCUUUGUAGCUCCCUCUCGGACGGUCUUUCGCUCCCUCGGAGAUGCCCUAUAGUGAAAUUGAAGCUAAGUUUUUGGGACCUGGAAAAGAACUAACAAGGGAACCAUGCUCUAAAAAAUUGAAGUCAGCUGCAGAUGAUUGUGUUUUGUCCCAUCGAGGUGGUCCUGAAAGUCACAGACUCCAAGAGAAAACCAGAAAUAAUAGGAUCCCUGUGGCCACCAUUAACUUCAGAAGACGAAUUUGUCCUGAGGAAGACAAAACCAGAACUACAGAUGUGUUGAAGCCUUUGUACAAGGAGAUGCCUGGUGAUAAACUAGGUGGUGUUGAAUCCAUUGGUUCGAAAGCUUUGCAGGAUGGAAAGCCUUCAUCACUCUCCAAGGAUGACGAAAUCUAUAGCACAAGUAAAGCAUUCAUAGGCCCCAUUUACAAACCCCCUGAAAAAAAGAAAUGCCGAGAAAGGAAGCAUGAGACGGACAGUUUCAGUAGUGUAGAUGACAAAAGAAGACGAGAAGAAAAACAGAAAUUUAUCUCCAAAAAAUUGGAGAUUGACACGGAAUUAUCCCAGUUUUACAAAGAAAUUGAAGAGCUGGAAAAUGAAAAUGAUGCUUCACAAGGCAGUUGUAAGGUACCAGAGCCUUCCCCGGAACAAACUAUUCCUUAUGACCAGGCCUAUGGUACCUUAAAGUCAGAGGAAGAGAGUAAAGACCUCAGUGACGCUCUUCAGUCACAUUGUGGUUACCAGCAGUACUUGGAGAAUGAACCAGGCAGACAUCCCUGUGAUGAACAAGUGAUGCCUCCGUUUUGUGAUACUUCAUUCUCUUCCUUCGGGCCUGAAUGGCAGUCAGUACAUCCUUUUGUCAUACCCCAUGGUCCUCCUCUUCCCAGUUUUAAUUAUCAUUUUAAUAUUCCAAGAUUCAAUGGCCCACUAAAUCCACCACCAAAUAUUUUCCAUGGGCAAGAUGACUCUCAGAUGCAGAACGGGUGUUACGUAGAUAGUUAUCAGGAUAGCUGGAACUGUUUAACUUUUGAUCAGAACGAUGAGUAUGCUCAUUACGGUGUGACUAGCAGUACUGUUCAGCCCUUCAGAAACGGCUACAGUGUGCAGGAGGAAAGUGUGAGGGAUGGUUUCUGUGAAAUCAGAGAGUGCUGGAGAGAGCCUCUUCUGGGAGAGCGCAAUGGAGCAGACAGGUUGGUGAGCCAGUGGUUUCCAGAGGAGAAGCUAAACAAACUGCAGAAAUUACUUAUUCUUCUGCGAGGCCUCCCUGGGUCUGGAAAAACAACAUUGUCUCGAAUUCUGCUUGGUCAGAGUCGAGAUGGCAUCGUGUUCAGCACUGAUGACUAUUUUCAUCAUCAAGAUGGGUACAGGUACAAUGUUAAUCAACUUGGUGAUGCCCAUGACUGGAACCAGAGCAGAGCAAAACAAGCUAUUGAUCAGGGGAGAUCUCCAGUUAUAAUAGACAACACUAAUACACAAGCCUGGGAAAUGAAACCAUAUGUGGAAAUGGCCAUAGGAAAAGGAUACAGAGUAGAGUUUCAUGAACCGGAAACUUGGUGGAAGUUUGAUCCUGAAGAAUUAGAAAAGAGGAAUAAACAUGGUGUGUCUCGGAAGAAGAUUGCUCAGAUGUUGGAUCGUUAUGAAUUUCAAAUGUCCAUCUCUAUUGUGAUGAAUUCAGUGGAACCACCACAGAAAAGCAUACAAAGACCCCUCCCUCUCCCGGGGGAGCCGAGGUGGGGAGGCCCUGUAGACUCACACAGUCAAGCUGCUAUCACAGAUAGUUCUUAAGUUGACUGGGUUAGCUGACAGUGCUGAGUACUUUAGAGCAAAGUAGUGAGCCUGUCUUGAAUUUGAAUAGCUUCAAAUAAAAAGAAAACCACUUUGUGCUGCCCCACAAGGGCGUUCCCUACAGUUGUUUAGAUCCGAAAGUACAAAUAAAAGUCGCAUAAAAUUGUAUUUUAAAUGUUUUUAUAAUCUUUUGUGAUAAUGCUUUUGGUUAUUAUGAAUAGUAGAAUGAAAAGGGAACUAGGAUUUUUUUCUAAAAUUCAAUUUUAAACUAAUCUAUUUUAAAUACUGUUGAACUGCUUUUUUAAUAGUUCAUACUUUAAAUUUUCAUAAAAACCAACGUUUUCCCUUUAUUACCCUAAAUAUACAGAAACACCAGCUUUUUAUACAAUACUUUAUAGUUGGUUCCUUUAAUUUGGCAUGCUAGUGAAUUAUGUUUCAGCAAAUUCAUAAGUGUGACAAAAUUAGCGCUAAGCCAUAAUUAGCAUCUCACUUAGUUCAAACAGAAUUUCCCAGCAAAUGUUAGUCAGUAGGUGUAUUAAUCAUCUUGUGGGUCAUAUAUUUACAUUCAGAUCCCUUCCUUUCUGGGGGACAAAGGUGGGAAGCUCUCUGCUUUCUAGGCUCACAUAAUCAAAGGAGAUAUCCGUCUUAGGCCAUCUCCCUACUCCUUCCUACUUGGAGUUCUAGGAAGGCUAGAGGCAAAGCAAGUCAUAGAGUUUAAAAAGCCUGUCAGACAGUUCUGAUAAUGGUUCAGCUUUUUUGCUGCUGUUAAAUUUGAUGCAAUAUAAUUCUGAUAUAAAAAUACUUUGGAGAAUUGCUUAGCAUUGGUAAAGAACAUUUGUCUUGUGCAGUUUUAUUUCUCUUGGUUCUAAUUCUUACCGUGGAGCCGUGUUUCACUGAGUAGCUUCCUCUAUUAGAUUAUAUUCUUUUCUUGGAUUUUUAAAACUUAGAUGUAUUACUUCAUUUCAGAGUCUUGUAAUUCAUUUCCAUCGUCAAACACUGCUUUUCCUAGUCUGUUCCUAUUGAGCAGUACAAGUAACUCCACCACUUCUUACUAGAAUACCUACCUAGUUUCCAGUGUUGUAUAGAAAGUGUUUCUUUACUCUCUGGUUUAUUUUUCUAAGAAAAAUUGCAGCUAGUUAAAAUGUAAUUUCAAAAAAUUAAUUUAUCACGAUCCUGUGUAUGCUUUGCAUGUUAAUAUGUCAUGACCCUUAAAUUUUUUACUAAAUAGCCCAUUUUAAAUCAUGUAAUCUUGGUGUGUUAUUUUAAAACCUUCAAGUUGUGAGACUGAAAACUAGAUAAAGGAUUGUCAGCCAGGUCUUUUAGUUUAGUCACGUCGCCGUUGCUAAGAUUGUGACUGCUGCUGUUGUUGGCUUGCACUUUUCUUUCGUGCUGUUAAUAUUUGAGUAGAUCCUGACUUCUAUCUUCUUACUUUGUUUAACACAUGUGUUUGUAUGUAUUUGUUCAUGCUAACUAAACAUGUAGUAGGAAUAUGCUAACACAUGUUCUGUGUGUAGGUGUAUCUAUAUAUGUAUACAGACAUUAUACAUAUCUUUUUAACAUAAGAUUGCUUUUUAAUUUGGAUUUGUGUUUUCCAGUAUAUUAUUUAAAUGAACACAGUUUGGAAACCAUACUAAAAAGUUAAACUUAGGGAUAGGUGAAGUAACUUUUAGAUAUGCUGUGUCCUUAAGAAACUUUACUUAGUGUAAAGAAACCCUGUCUCGAAAAACCAAAAAGUGGAAGAAGGAAAAAAAAAAGGAAGAUAUUAUUUACGACUGGAGAGGUGACUCAGCGGUUAAGAGCAAGGGCUCUUCCAGAGGACCCCAUUUGAUUCCCAGCACCCAUAAAAGGUGGCUCUUGACCACCUGUCACUCCAGUUCCAGGGACACCAACACCACUAGCCUUUGCUUGUACCUAUCCUCACGCACGCACAUAGACUCCACGUGCACACGUGAUCUAAGGAGCUUCAUUUAAGCUGCAAUGCAGGCGGAUCUCUGUGAGUUUGAGGCCAGCCUGGCUGGCCUACAGAGUGAGUUCCAGGACAGCCCAGGCUACACAGAGAAACCCUGUCUUGAAAAACCAAAAAAAUAAAAAUAAAAAAGGAGAGGCUUCAUUUGGAGUCACAGUGCCAUGAGUCUCUGCUCAUGGAUAAUAAGCUCUUAGUUAUCCAACUGUGUUUUUUGACAGAAUAGAGGAUUGCCUUUCGGAGGUAUAGACUAUGAAUAAGUACAUUUCUAGGUUUCUUUUACAGACUCAACUUUAUCUUCUUGUAUUUCUGAAUAAUAACAAUCAUUCAGAGAUCAUUAAUCAUUGCUGUGUAAUUUUUAAAAUUAUAAACUCUCUUGGAGGAAGGGAAAUCUACAUUCUCAAAGACUUUUGUUUUGUUUUGUUUUGUUUUUUGAGACAGGGUUCCUCUUUGUAGCCCUAGCUGUCCUGGAUCUCACUUUCUAGACCAGGCUGGCCUCGAACUCAGAGAUCUCCUGCCUCUGCUCCCGGCUGCUGGGAUUAAAGGCGUGCGCCACCAGCGCCUGGCCUCUCAAAGACUUUUUAAAGGUAGAAAAUUACUGAAUUCUUCAAAGCAUUGUGCCUCAUUUUUUAAAGAAGAAUAACAAUAAUGAGUGACUAUGACAUGAAAGAUACUAAUAUCAAAUAAUUAUUGGAUGCUAAAAGCUAAUAAAAAUGUAAAAUUUA